AUGAACAAAAAGACGCUUCGCGAAGCGCGUUUGAGCGCUCGGACAGCGCUUGAGAGAGCUGGAAAUCUCCAAUUCAAACCAGUAUCCUCCGCAAAAUGGGUUGAUAUUGAACGUACUUGGACAGGGAAAGUCCACGUUCGUAUUGAACAUGACACUGUCCACGGCUGCACCCCGGAGAUGAUCCGUUGGUGGUUUGAAAAUUUGGGACGACACACUACCUGGGAUGGUGUAGGGCUUGGAGGCCCUGAAAUUUCUUUCUACCAUCUAUGGCAUCACCGAGACCAUAUCUCAGUUACUCCUCUUACUGGUGUGAACAACAAAGGCUUUGCGGUCCAUGAGAAAACCCGUCUUACCGAACAGUUCAACGAUUGCAAUGAUAAGAUCGACGUGGAUGUUUAUACGGAACGUCUUGAUGACAAGGAGUUCAAUUUUAUCAUCAAACGAUUCGGCCUUAUUGGCGUCCGUCUCAAUCAUUUUUACUCUGCUGAGAGUGAUGGGUCUCGAUUUUACGCAGAAACUAUCGUGGGGUUGGAUUUCCCUAUUAUUGGUUGGCUUUUUAAUUGGACUGUUCUACCCUUCUUGUAUUCAAGAAAGACUGCAGAGCACUGGAUCACUCAUAAUGUUGAGGAGACUGGAAGGUCGGAAUCCAUUAUUCCAGUGCUUUACAACCACGACAAGAGGGCUGGUCAGCCUUCUGACCAGGACAAUAUCCACGGAUUAAUGCUCACCCAAUGUUACUCUUCUUGUUUGUGGUAG
Molecule: messenger RNA, 756 nt
Organism: Aspergillus calidoustus
Lineage: Eukaryota; Fungi; Ascomycota; Eurotiomycetes; Eurotiales; Aspergillaceae
Source: the annotation of a GenBank genome assembly